This is a messenger RNA of Durusdinium trenchii, 1097 nucleotides long. The record is from the annotation of a GenBank genome assembly. NCBI's taxonomy places the organism in Eukaryota, Dinophyceae, Suessiales, Symbiodiniaceae.
GCAAAACCUUGAAACCACCAUUUUCCGGCACGGCGAGCAGCAGAAGGACUCCCAGGAGCAGAAGGACUUCCAUCGCCAUGGCGAAGCGGAGCAGGGUCAGUGCGCCUAACAGUGCGCCGCGGCUUCCGCGCUUGGUUCGCGCGGGGCCGCCUCUAGGUGGUGUCGUGGGGUCAACCUUGCUGCUGGCAUUCUUGUGUGGGCCACAGGUCUUCGUGGGCCUCGUGUCGCCCACGCGCCGUCUCGGCCACGUGCCUCGGUGGGCCGCGGCGGAGCUGUGGCAGGAGGCCUCGCAGGCGGAGCGAGGACGCUCGGAGCUGCUGCUGAGCAAGUUGGAGGAUCUUGAAGGCGUGGGGAGCGAGCAACUGCGGCAGAAGUGCCUCGAGCUGCAGGAGGCCGUGCGAAGCCUCUUGGAGGCCGAGGGCGCCAGCCAGAGCAGCUUCGAGCAGCUCAGGGAGAGCAAUGAUCAACUGGAAGAGGCACUGCAGGAGCUGCAGAAUCCCGGCCGCAGCUCGUUGCCCUCCUUCGUCCCCGACGCCGCGCUCCCCGGCGACCCCGUGCGCAUCGACGUGCUGCCGCCGGCGCGCGAGACCGACGGCCCGGCGCUGCUGCCGGGCGAGGCGCACGUGCGCGUGUCGCUGCCCUUGGUGGACAACGGAGAGGUCAUGUGGGGCUGCGACUUGACGCCGCUCUUCGAGGAGUCGGGCGAUCGCUUGAUGUUCUUCACCGCCUUCCUGCCGCUGGGCCUCCAACUCACCUCCGCUCCGCGGCCGUCGGAGCUGCCCGGCAGCGCGGAGCUGAUUCGGGUGGAGGCGGUGGAACCCAAAGGCGAGGCGGAGCUCCUCGGGAUCAGGAGCGGCGACGUGCUGCGCGCGGUGUCCUACGUGGGCGCAGGGCCUGAGCCGGGCUGGUUGGACAAGAUGCUGGGCGCCGAAGCGAUGCCCAUGAAGCAGGUCAUGAAAUGCGAUGGCCGCCCACUUGAGGAGGUCAUUGAAGCGCUUCAGUCCAAUAGCAAGAACCCCGACGGUCGCCUCGUGCUGCUGCUGGAACGACCCUGAGACGCACGCGACGAACGACGAACGACUCGCCGCGAGGACAGA